UCCAAUCCUCUCAGACACUCGCGUGCAUCUCGGCAAGUACCAGCUCACCUCGGAAUCCCUUCAGAAGAUGCCACCCAAGAAGAUUGAACCGAAGAAACCUGAGCUGAAAAAGCCAGAACCCAAGAAAGAUGUGGCUCCAGCGAAACCAGUAGCAGCUCCAGAGCCGGUGCCGGAGGCUCCCAAGGAGCCCGAUUUUGACCCCAAAAGCAUCACCCUCGAGUACACCUCCGACCAGAUCGAGGAGUUCAAGGAGGCCUUCACCCUGUUCGACCGCACACCCACUGGGGAAAUGAAGAUCACCUUCGCCCAGUGCGGGGACGUGAUGCGAGCUCUCGGCCAGAACCCGACUAACGCCGACGUGCUGAAAGUGCUCGGGAAACCGAAGCCGGAGGACAUGAGCACGAAGAUGGUGGACUUCGAAACCUUCCUGCCGAUGCUCCAGCACAUCUCCCGUUCAAAAGAUCAGGGCAAUUUUGAGGAUUUUGUGGAGGGGCUCAGGGUUUUCGACAAGGAGGGCAACGGCACCAUCAUGGGAGCGGAGCUGCGUCAUGUGCUGGCAACGCUGGGAGAGAGAAUGACAGAAGACGAGGUGGACAGACUGAUGGCGGGACAGGAGGAUGCCAAUGGGUGUAUCAACUAUGCCUCCUUUGUGAAGCACAUUCUUUCCGGCUGAAUGGGACAUUAAAGCAUUUUAAGACUUUUCUGGAACCUUACUAAACAUUUGUCGAUUUAGAGGUGCGCGCUUGACUUAGUCGCUGACAUUUUUUUUUUUCCACUGUCAAAUGAAGAAGUUACCGCUCUGUGAAAAAAUGAUGACAGCUAGAUUAGCUCUUUUUAACAAACACACUGAAAUAUAAUUAAAUGCCCGCGAGAUACCAUGGACGUCCAUGAAGAAAAGCCCAUUAAUAAAGGAAAAUA
Pleuronectes platessa (European plaice) is the source of this 918-nucleotide messenger RNA. Its product is annotated as myosin light chain 4. Gene Ontology annotation, molecular function: calcium ion binding. Gene Ontology annotation, cellular component: myosin II complex. The record is from RefSeq and is a predicted model, not a curated record. Lineage: Eukaryota; Metazoa; Chordata; Actinopteri; Pleuronectiformes; Pleuronectidae. The coding region runs from base 68 to 673 and encodes 201 amino acids. The transcript has a single exon.